GACUGCAUGCGUUCAGGGGCAUUCUCCCCUAUUUGUUUUUCCGAUUGUUGAAGCUGUUGCUGUGCAACUGUGAAAGUGUGGCCGUGAGUUCUAUUUGUUGGUCAACGAAAAGAGUUCAUUUAUUUGGCUUUAUCUUUGUACCUGAAACUUUUUUAAAAAAAAUGGCAAUAACUAGAGAACAAGCAAUAUAUUUGUUAUUUUGUGAAGAAAUAAAUAAAGAGAACAUAUCCAGACUUACAGAACGAAUCAACUCAUUGAAAGACAUUGAGAUCUGCUACGAAAAGGAUCCUCACCAGCCGAUUCUUUUGCCAAUCGUUAGGAUAAACGCGAAUCAGUUUACUUAUCAUAGAUAUCUUAGCAACGCUCUAAAGUUGGAGAAAAAAUCAAUAAAUGAAAACAUAAAGCUUACUAAGUAUAAUGAAAUAAUUGUUUUACGCAAACGUAUUCGAGAGAAAAGCAAUCUAAACUUCACUUUAAAAAUAAUAGCCUCUGAUACUCAGAUCAUUCGGUUUUUAAAUCAGUUGUAUUUACCCUUUGAUCCAUAUAAUGAAGAAAUAUAUGAGCAGAGAGAUGUUACUGUCGUAUUUGAGGGUAGAUGAUAUACAAAUAUUAAAGACAUAAUUCACUUUAUGAAGG
Mycotypha africana is the source of this 636-nucleotide messenger RNA. RefSeq lists its product as uncharacterized. The transcript has a single exon. The annotation marks the transcript as partial. Lineage: Eukaryota; Fungi; Mucoromycota; Mucoromycetes; Mucorales; Mycotyphaceae. The record is from RefSeq and is a predicted model, not a curated record.